AUGCAUUGUUCCAAGAAGCGCAGCAAAGGGGGCCUGAAGAUGGAGGAAAACACUGUGAAGGCAGUGAAGGCACACACAGAGGCCAUCAAGUACCUUGUAAAGCCUGAGGCAGCAAAACCCAAGUUGUCCCAACUACAAGUCCAGCGACUUGCUUUCAUCUCCCACCCCAUGCUUGGGAAUUGGAUUUGUGCCCACAGAACCAAGAGUUGGAGGUUCUACCAACCAAAACCCAAGGUUCAGAUCAAGGCUGAGGCUGCAGCUCCAGCUCAGGCUCCCAAAGGUGCCCAGGCCCCUGUGAAGAACCUCUAA
This is a messenger RNA of Meriones unguiculatus (Mongolian gerbil), 309 nucleotides long. RefSeq names its product large ribosomal subunit protein eL29-like. The transcript has a single exon. The record is from RefSeq and is a predicted model, not a curated record. Lineage: Eukaryota; Metazoa; Chordata; Mammalia; Rodentia; Muridae. Bases 1 to 309 code for a protein of 102 amino acids.